Sphaeroforma arctica JP610 is the source of this 2676-nucleotide messenger RNA. RefSeq lists its product as hypothetical. The record is from RefSeq and is a predicted model, not a curated record. The transcript is spliced from 2 exons. Lineage: Eukaryota; Ichthyosporea; Ichthyophonida. The coding region runs from base 19 to 1464 and encodes 481 amino acids.
ACACAGCUUUGGAAUGACAUGCAAACACGCAUGGACUGGGGACACUACACCACCACACCCAUCGUGGAUGCUGGUUACAUGGAGUGUCUCGCUCACAUGGGUAGGUUUGAGGAAGCCAUGACCAUGUUUGCGUCUUGUUCGAGGGCACUGGGUGAAAGCAACUCAUCGGAAAUUAAAGACGAGAUGAACUUCUUCCAAUACCGGUCCCAGAGUACAUUACAUCUCGUCCGUGAGUACUCGGAUAACCCCGAGCUGCAGUCAAUCGCGGGCCAACUCGAGUCAACCUUAUUUGUCGACAACUGGCAGCGGCACAAGGGCUCUGUAACAGAGUCCACACACUCGUGGCGGUACAAAUUUGGUUCACAUCCGCACCACCGCACAUUUUGGGACACGCAAGCGCAGAAAUGGUCCAAAACACCCGCCGAAGGGGCCAUGGACGAGGCUGCAGGUGUGGGGGAUGAGGAGUCAAUUCCGCGUACCGGGUUUAAGACUCCGUUACAGGAGUUCGUGUACACAGGCGGGGUGAACGAUGGGGAGAGGCAUGAGGACUCCGAGACAGGCGUACGGCCGAGGGUGGAUGUGCACGACGAUUUACAGUGGGAUAUACAGGACACAGAUAUCACUGAUUUACCUUUAUGUGGCGACACGCACGGUGCAAUGGCAUCAGCAACACACCAUAAUAUACACAGCCACACAAACACAGACAGCGACGCACGCGCAACCGCACUACUCACUAUUGUGCGCGCACACAAACCCACAGCCAUACCCCAGCGUACGAAAAUCAGAGACAUCAAAUACAAACCUUACUCCAGGCGCGUAUUGGCCCAGAACCCGAAUGUUGAUGGCAGGGCCCACUCGCGCCGGGUGGAGAAGAGUGAACAGCAAGAAAGGGCGGAACUCGAGCUGGCCGGAGAGUACGCGAAAUGGGAUCAAAGACAACCCAGGCAAGCAAGACACAUACGCACAAAGGGGAAGGACUACGGCAUGCUGCGAGAAAUCACCAAUUUAUGGAUGGAUGGAGAUAGGCCUGGAAAAAUGGCCGGGGAACGGAAAGGGACAAUUGGUUUGGGUGGGGCGCAAUUUGUGGAAAAGAUGAGGACGAAAUUUGCGGAAACGAUGGGGACUAUUCUCGAAAGGGACGGGGUGGGGGAGAGUCUGGAUGACUUGGCUGGGGUAGAUGCUGAGGAAAAGACGACUAGUUCCGAGAAUAAAUGGCGGGCCAAAAAUUUAGAUGGGUCUUCAAUGCGGCGGAAGGGAAGUAUUGGUGAUGGUGAUAAGAUUGAGCACCUCAAGUUUGAGAGUAAGAAAAAAUGGGCGAAGAAUGAGGACAACGAGAAGGGUCGACGGACUAAAAACGAGAUAGAGAAGAAAAACCAUGACAAGAGGGGGAAGGGCUUCAGCAAUGCAAGGAGGACAACGAGAAGGGGUGGCGGUUUAGAGCGAGAUAGAGAAGAAACACUAUGACAAGAGGGGGAAGGGCUUUAGCAAUGCAGGGUCAACGCUGACUAAUAACGAGAGCGUGGAAGAUAGUAAUAGUGAAAGAGUUAGUGGUAAUAGUUUGGAAAAUUUAGAGUGGAACAAAUAUGAUUGAGAACGAGAAACAAGCUAAGCACGGGUUGGAUAGUGAUGACGAGGACAGAAGAUAACAAUCGGACGAACUGGACAAGAAUGACUCUAAGGGUAGAAAGAGGGCUAAUACCAAGAGGACGAAUACCAAGGGGUCUGGUAAGAGUAGUGACUCAGAUAUCGCGGGCACAAAGUCAGUGAUCAGCAUACUGUAUAGAGCAUGCUGUAUAGAGCAUGCUGUAUGAAGCAUGCUGUAUAGAGCAUGCUGUAUAAAGCAUGCUGUAUAGAGUAUUUUGUAUAGAGCAUGGUAUAGUAUGUCUGGCAAUGCCGACAAGACGCCGAAGACUGCACGUGUCGCGUUUACACACAUAUGCAGCGAAGCAUGCACAUGCAUAUGCAGCAAAGCAUGCACAUACACUCGCGCACAUGUUUUGUGCAUAUAUUCAUGCAACUGAGUUCAUAGUUCAGGCCGCAUUCAAUCGCUGCUGGUCAAGGAACUAGAGCUUGCAUGUUGUUUGAACCUGUGCAGACGCCCUGGUCGAAAGCGAAAGCUCCGAUACCACUGUCAUGUUCUUUUGAGGGCGAGGAGGGGGGGGGGGCUGAAAUGGGCAAAGCGAAUAUCGUCGAGUCUCGGCACUGUGUGUCUGUUUGGCGUCCGCUAAUGAUUUUUCGCGACCUCAGGUAACGGGACAGGCCAUUCCCAUGGAUUUAUAGUAUGGAUUAAAGGGGUGUUGUAACCUUCUCAUAAGAGACAAUAUUAUAUUCUCCUCGCUACUAUACAGUGCGACACUGUAGGCCUGGCCAUGCAGCACAUGCCACUGUGGCGCCCGUAUGCAUGUGAUGGAGUGGGUUUAUAGAGCCUGACCUGGUCUAUGUGCCGGUAAUGGUGUAGGGUUUAAGGUUUAGGGUUCAACCGCUGAUCUGUUUUCGGAGUAUUCCGGGUGCACACCGCAUCGAACCACGGCAUUGCAAAUGCGUUGCAAUCGCCCAGAAUUAACGACUUGAGAAGCUCUAGUCGCCCAUAACAGGUCUGGUAGUGGAAUGCCAUAAAAUAGUACAACUGCGACACGAAUGUCUGAAUGUGUCAAAUUAAAAAAGUAUAUUCGUCCG